Molecule: messenger RNA, 282 nt
Organism: Blastomyces gilchristii SLH14081
Lineage: Eukaryota; Fungi; Ascomycota; Eurotiomycetes; Onygenales; Ajellomycetaceae
Exons: 1
Coding region: 1-282 (93 amino acids)
Source: RefSeq, a predicted model, not a curated record
AUGACCACAAACUGCAGGGAUCAACUUGAUGCAGCACUUAUCCGUCCAGGGCGUGUGGACAAGGAAGUGGAAUUUACACUGGCAUCAGAGAAGCAAAUAGAAUCGAUUUUCCUGCAUUUGUACAACGAAAACCACAUCAACCUUGUAGAUAUGGCUACUAAGUUCGCCAAGCUAGUUCCCGAUUGCCAGUAUAGCCCGGCGGACAUCCAGAACUAUCUUUUGAAUAAGAACCCGAAGAGUGCGGUUACAGGAGCUCAAGAGCAAUUCCCAACCAGAGAGUGA